AUUCAAUACUUCCGCAUUGCGAAAUGUACACACAGUUAAUAGGUCAUAUUUAGUAAAAUUCGUUUAAAAUGCAUAUUUUUAAUACAUCACGAUCUGGAGAUGUAAUGUGUUUUUUUAUGUUUUAUUCAUGUAAGUUGUUGGAAGGAUAAACGUGGAAAGUCCUUGUGAUAAACGUACAUUUUAAUCGGUUGUUUAAAAUGUAUGCACUUUCGUUUUGAAAACCUCCAUUUUGAAUUUUCUAAAAGUCAAUGUUUUCACUUGAAUAUAAUCAGACUUUGAUAAUAUAUUGUUUUGAUACGAUGUUAAACGAUACUUGGCGGGCCGAGAAGGAAUCAAGGAUCUAGACGGAACUGAAAGUGAUCUCGAUAGAUUCGCGGACGACCACAAGGACACUAAGGAAACACAUCUUUAAAUUUUAGUUGUAUUUUAAACCGAAUUAUAUAGUGUAUUAUUAAUUUGCAACUUGAGUUGUUAACUCAUUGGCGACGAGGGAAAACGAGAACUUCAUUAAUAACGUGGUCAAGUUCAGGUAAAUAGGAACUUCGUUGAAUGGUCAGGAAAACAUUCGAUAUUUUAAGGAAACAUUAAGGACAAAGAAAAUCUGCAUUCCACGAGGUCGUUGUGAGCGGCUCAUCCAUUGCGGACAUUUAAAAUAUCUAAAUUGGUGAAUUUUAGGAUUCUUAUCAAUCGGGGUGGUGGUAUAUCGUAAAAAUGUGUACAAACGUUGAAACCGAAACGUAUUAAGGGGAGGAAAAUGUCGGACUACAUUGAUAUCAUUCGCAAGCCGGAAACCCAGAACUGGUUUAAGGCGGCCAUGGGUAUGAACAUCACACGUGACUGCCUUCUCGACAUUGUCAAAGAGAUUACUAAUUAACUGUAUAAUACCAUCCGUAAAGAGAUCAAUAGAAAACACGGUAUUCCGGAGAUCGAUGUCUGCAGUCAGUGUUACACUACAAAUGUUUUGACUUGUGACACCGAUAAUCAAUGCUGCCAUUAUAAAAACGGAAGAUGCGCAUUUCAUGACAUUCAUAAGCCUCGAAAUUGCAGCGCUAAUUUAUGCAAUGAAAUAUGUAAGAAAAUUGUAUGCCAUCACCGAUUUCGCAAUCGUUCAAAACCAAAAAGUUUUCAAGGCCCUACAUGGGUUAACACAGAUGCGUCUAAAUGGUGCGCCGAACCCUGGCAAAUUGCAAAAUGCUAUCUCUCAAAAGACGGAUACAAGGACGUUAAUAAAGAAGAAGAAGCCGACUUCAACGGCAUAGUUAAUAUUAUGUACAACUGUGAAUUCUUUCAAAUGUAUUUCAAGGACGACCUGACACAAAAGGAAAAUGUCUGCGUCAAGGCUAGAGAUGUAAGGCAAGCUGUAUGCCAUUCCUCCACAAUGUCCAUGACCAGCCAUGACAGUGACAGAGCCAUCGACACUCUAGUGGCGCUGUUGCAGAACCUGAAACAUUUCAACCAUCAGGCUGCGUCGAAAAUUGCAGUUGAGAAGCUAAAACAGGUUUGACAAAAGGCUAAAGAAUGGAACGCUAGCAAUUACUGCUGAAGAUGUUGCAACCACUUUUCAGCACUUGAAAGACAAUUUGAUUUCACAAAUUAAAGAAGCUCUUGAACAAGAAAGGGAUAAACUUGUCAAAGAAAUGGUCGAUGCUUUAAAUGAAAACAUAAGUAAAGCACUUGAAACAAUACAAAGGAAAGGCGACGACGUUAUAAAAACUGUACAAACGAAAGAAGUUGACAUACUUGAAACGGUACAAAGGAAAGGAGAGGAUGUACUGGAAACUGUACACAGUACAGGAGAUGACGUACUUGAAACGAUACAAAGGAAAGGAGAUGAUGUACUUAAAAAAGUACGAAGGAAAGAAAGUGAAGUGCUGAAUACACAGAAGAAUGCAACAAGGAACAGUACACUAUCCGAAAUCCAGUCGUGGCUAGUCGAACAGUACAGAGAAAGGUGCGUUGUGCCGGUGUCGAUGCUGGAUCCUGACAUAGAUGUACCUUUAGAACGGAUCUACGUUCCCCCGUCUAUCACGGAACUGAAGAGAGGCCAAGACGACAGACAAGGCGGGAGUAAAACGGACAAGACUUCAACGAUGGAAUCAAAUGUGAAUUCCUACAAAGAGUUGCUUCAUCGUGAUGGGAAUCCGUUUAAUACAAUUUAUAUCCAAGGCAAUCCGGGUUGUGGUAAAACGACGUUUUCAACAAAGCUAGUUCUUGAUUGGUGUAAAGCCCAUUCUGAAAAUGGUGCCAGUACUAAAAAAAAUAGGGACAGUCACUUCCAGAGGAAAAGCGUCAAACCGAACAGGUUUCAGCGAUCUUGACACUUUGCGAGACUACACAUUUCUGUUUUUUGUGUCAUUACGUGAUUACAGCGGAUCAAUGUGUAACGUCAGUCAGAUGGUCGAGGAUGCCAUAAAAGGCAACAGACUACCUUGGGAUGACAGUGUCUGGGAACAUAAAUGUAUUGUUCUGACAGACGCUGCAGACGAAUGGUGCCAUCCUGAAAUACCCUUCCCACCGCCAUGUGACUCUGCGUGCAAGUGCCGUAAAGACCGAGGUAUGCCACUGUAUUUAAAGCGAACAAACAUUACCAACAUUAUAACCGCACGACCAUGGAAACUUGCCAAUCUAAGCAUGAGCGAUACGUUGACGCGUAUGUUCGAAAUUUCCGGCGUUACAAACUACGAAACCUUGGCGGAGAAUGUCAUCCAUGUUUUAGCUGAGAAGGACGGUAUUUCUAAAAAUGAUCAACAAGGCAAAUGUAUUGAUUUCUUGAAGAAAAUAAAGGCAAAAAGCUUCUACAAUCUCAUUACAUUACCAGCUGUUUGUGUGCAGUUAGUUCAUCAGUUUUACGUUGGGCGAUUGAUGGAAGGUUCACUAUGUGCUAUAUACAUGAAUAUGCUAGAUAUGCACAUAGCCAAGGGAUUGCAAAAACUUCAAAUUAAAGAAUUUGACACUGAAUAAACUUAUUUUGAGGAAAUUACACAAACAUUUGGAACAGAAACAACCGAGUAUCUGCGGGGAAAUUGGUCGCUGGUCCGCUCUGCAAGUGUGCUUGCAUUUAAAACACUAACAGACUCUAAUAAAGAAUCUUCGCUAGUUUUUUCGAAAAACACAAUCACAAACCACAUGACGAAAACAAAACUUGAUUACUUACUUCAGACAGGGAUUAUCACAAAGAAAAAAGAGUUGGCGCUUAGCUCGCGAAAGAAUGUUCCAUACAUGUUUGUACACAAAACAAUUCAGGAGUUUCUAGCGUCGUUGUAUAUUGAAAGGAAUCAGACGGAAAUUGAAGACAUCAUGAACGUCAUACAGUCGGUGUAUUGUGAUGCUGAUUCUAUUCUGGACAUUGGUCAGUUAUUUAUCUUCACGUGUGGAAUGUGUGCUCCAGCGGCUGAAAGAAUGUCACAGCACAUCAUGGAUGUCAUAACAUGCGACUUUGAAAGCAAGCUGCAUUGUAUGUUUGAACAGGCGACUGAUAUAUAUGCCACGGUUUCUGUAGCACAAGGAAUUGUAUUGGAUGGCUUUAUUGAAAGGGUGGCAAAUGAACAGCCGUGCUUACAACUGACACUCAGUCAUGUAUCACUUGACGAUUUAAAAAAUAAAAAGAUCAAUGAAAACGAUGCUUUAAAGACGUUAAUCGAUAUGAACAUAUCAAACAUCAUUAGCCUUGAUACACGAUGUAUUGACUUAGCUCAAGAGGAAUCAUAUCGUGCACAGGAAAUUAUUUCGCAAUCAAGAGAAACAUUGUCGUAUUGUCGUAUCUGGCUUAUUGGCGAGUGUCCAUUUGACUUACAGGGUCUAAAACUCAAGUAUUUAUCAUGUUGGCAAACUGAUAUAAGUAAUUUAGACUGCACCUAUAUGCAUGCGUGUGAAAUAUGGGCAAACACACUUUUAUCAGUUGAGUGCAUCUUUCAAUCGAUGUCUGUCACUGGUAAAAAUAUUAGACUUCUAAAGCUGGGGUAUUUUGCAAUACCAAUUGAUCUUCUCUGUUCAACUCUUCCAAACCUGACAACUCUACACACACUAAUAUUAGUACAAACAAACAUUUCGGAUAAACAGCUCUACUUCCUUCCUGAAUCGAUCAGAAAGGUAGUUUAUCAAUACGUUAAGGUUUCCGCUCAACAUAUAAAGUCGAUUGUGGAAUGGUCAAAGUCACGGGACGCGUGUGUGUCUUGCGAAUUGUGUCCCUCCUAUUUAUAUGAUGAAGAUGAGAUUUGUCAAUGGAUUCAGCGGCAGGACAGCAUUGAUAUUUCGCGACGUGAAUUAGAAGAUAAUGCUAUCUAUAUUUCCUGGAGCACCAUUUUAUCUAACUGACAAUUAUCAAACAAGUUGUCACAGAUUCAAGACGAUAAGAACAAUCAGAGAGCGACAUAACACUAAGGACAACAUUGAACAUUGAAAUUCGAUUCAUUAUUCGAAAUUGAUUAAACUAUACGGGAUAUAAAUUCAAAAACAAGAAACAUUUUGAUGUGUUUUUCCCUUUUUUGUUCUUAAAAUGCUAUGGCGACGCGCAAUUAGCUAAUAUAAAUUAGUAAAUGAUUCACGCAAGCGUAAACAUGUAAACACUUUAAUGUUAAAUAUUGAGCUUUCACUAUAGCGUGUAUUUAUUACCAUUUUGUAUACAACUUCAUGCGGUACAUACUAUUUGAAAAUCGAGUGAAUAGUUUAUUGUUUACGAGUUUGUGUAUGGUCGGUGGUGGUUUGUAUCUCACGGAACAUGGAUUCAUGCUAUUGAACUCGUCCUUCGAGAGUUUAAAUAUACGCCACGGACAUACGUUACUACAAGUAUGUUUUAUAUAUUAUGUUAACAAGUCUUUAAGUAACCUUUUCCGUGUGACAAUAUAUUGUGCUGUUUUGUGCAAUACAUGUAUAUGCAAUAUAGAUUAAUUGUAAACACUCUGUUAGAUGUUAACGACACGUGUACCUGUUAUAUAUGUAGUCAUGUGACAUUUAUGAAUGAAAUGAACGUACUAUACACUUGGAGGAACCUCUAAGAAUAAAAUAUGUAAAUAUAAUUGUCUCAUAAACGGCAGAUUAUACCACAGUAAAUGUAUGGUUAUAUUUUGUUAUAUGCCAGAAGUUGUAUUUGAAUGUGCUCACACUUGUCAAUUAUCAAUAAAUGCGCGUGGAAAUCGCUGCACGUGUAAGGACUGACUAUUUUUGAUUAAAUUGUACAGAUGUUUUAACUUAAGAUGACAUUUUCCAAACCUUUUUAUACUUCUCUUACAAGUUUGCGUUAAAUCUGUUUUCAAAUACGAAUCAUGUCUGAGGUUUUUAAUGCGCAUGUUUUGAGUUAUGAUACACAGUGACGUUUAUAAUUUUACUUGUUGCGUUUUUACAGUGGUGUCAUUUUUUGGCAGUCUUACAAUUAUGGCGGACACUAUGCAUAUGGUUAUCUGUAUUUGCAAUGUGCAUAGCGCGUUUGCUGUUUUUGACGACACUUUACGCACAUGAAUUAUACCCAGUUUUCUCAGAACGCGGCUCAUAUGUAAUAUUGACGAUAACAUACGUCAGAGCUUGCUCGGCCGUCAGAAAAUAGCACACAUUGAGACAGUUACAUGUAUAUUAAAAUCUGCGAUAACGAUGGUCACCAUCAUCAAAUGCACAGAGAGAAUCGGGUUUCUUAUGAAUGUGAUUUCUCCACUUAUUCCAAUUUUUAUCUCGGCUGUUUUUGGAGAAAACACGAGGUAUUGUCAUAGCUUGCUCGUCGUCCGGCGUCUGCCGUCCGCCGUCCGCGUCGUGCUAAAACCUUAACAUUGGCUGUAAAAUCGAAGUACUUCCACCUACAACUUUGAAACUUCAUAUGUAGCUGCACCUUGAUGAGUUCUACACGCCGCACCCAUUUUUGGUCACUAAGUCAAAGGUCAAGGUCACUGUGACCUCUUAUAAAAAAACUCUCCUAUGAGUUCUUCUCGCCACUUACCUUUCUUCAUUCCCUUUUGACAAGCUUUCAUUUAUUCAAAACUGCACCCACAGCCGAGCGUUGGCACCCACUAUGCAGUGCUCUUGUUGUUUUAAUAUUACCCUUUAUACCCGCAUGACGUUUUAAGGAGAAAAAUAAUCGACGGCUUCCAAAAUGUCCGCAGUAUUUUACUUUAAAAUCGCACAAUAACAAGUUUAAGUUUCAUUAGUACUGCAAAUAUUGAACCAAACAAGAGCUGUCACCAUAGGAUGACAUAUGCCCCCUAUUAACGCUUUGAUAGAAGUUAUGAGCAUUUUUGAAAACUAAACGCAGAUUUCGAAACCUAAACGCGGACCCUACGUUAAAGGUCAAGGUCACAGGGGUCAAAAUUUGUGUGCGUGUGGAAAAGUCUUGUCCAUAUACACAUGCAUACCAAAUAUGAAGGUUAUAUCUCAAGGGACAUAUAAGUUAUAAGUAUUUUUCGAAACUUAAACGCAGACCCUUAGUUCAAGGUCACAGGGGUCAAAAUUUGUGUGUGUAUGGAAAGGCUUUGUCCAUAUACACAUGCAUACCAAAUAUGAAGGUUACAUCUCAAUGGACACAGAAGUUAUGAGCAUUUUUCGAAACCUAAACGCAAAGUGUGACGGACAUACGGACAGUCCGAUCACUAUAUGCCCUCCUUCGGGGGCAUAAAAAGCUAGGGUAAAAUAAAAAUGUAUGGAAUGGUUUAGUGCACUAUCUAAUCAAUAAUUUCCGAGUAGUUCGAUAAAGAAAAAACACAUGGUGCAUUUGACAACUGCACGGUGACGUUUCAAAUGAUCUUAGCUUUAAGGCAAGAGCUAUCACCAAACCUGAUUUU
Molecule: messenger RNA, 6761 nt
Organism: Dreissena polymorpha
Lineage: Eukaryota; Metazoa; Mollusca; Bivalvia; Myida; Dreissenidae
Exons: 5
Coding region: 3127-4314 (395 amino acids)
Source: RefSeq, a predicted model, not a curated record